AUGCAGGUUUCGAGUGCUAUCAGCGACGUUUUGGUGGUGCUUCCGCCUUCGGCAUCUCUCAGGCUACCGGAAUUUCGCCACUUGCAUGCUUUUUCUGUUUCUGAUGCCAAGGGUUUUCUUUCCGGUGGAUUUCUUAAAAGCUGUCCUUCGUCUUACAAUACCAAGCACUGCAAUGAAUUCUACAAUUUCCGAGCUAGAGGCUUAGUUGCAAGAGCAUCAGCUGAUUCAAGGGGUAAUUCAGCGCCUUUUGCACCUCUCCAAUUUGAAUCACCGGUUGGUCAGCUUUUGGAACAAAUUUCGAAUACCCAUCCACAUCUACUGCCAGCAGCCAUUGAUCAGCAACUAGAGAAUCUUCAGACUGCUAGAGAUGACCAGAAAGAAUCUUCUACUUCAUCAGAUGAUUCCCUUUACAAGAGGAUAGCUGAAGUCAAAGAGAAAGAGAAGCGAACGACAUUGGAAGAGAUAAUGUACUGCUCAAUUGUACAUAAAUUUUUAGAGAACAACAUUUCAAUGAUCCCAAAAAUAUCAGCAACAUCAGACCCAACUGGUCGAGUGGAUUUGUGGCCAAAUCAAGAGCUGAAACUAGAAGCUGUUCAUUCUCCAGAGGCAUUCGAGAUGAUUCAGAGUCACUUAUCCCUGGUACUAGGAGAUCGGCUUGUGGGUCCUCUUCAGGCAAUUGUUCAGAUUAGUAAAAUUAAACUGGGGAAGUUGUAUGCUGCUUCCAUAAUGUACGGAUACUUUCUCAAGCGAGUUGAUGAGCGGUUUCAACUUGAGAGGUCGAUGGGAACCCUCCCCAAGGAUUUGGGAAAGGCUAAAAGUUUUGAGGAACCAUCACCGGGUAUCAAGCUUUGGGAUCCUGAUUCCUUAAUCACAGUUCAGGAUUAUGACGACGAUAGUUACAGUGAUAGUGAUUACAUGGAAACUGAUGGCAAAUCUUUCAGACUAAGAGCUUAUGUGAUGCAGUUGGAUGCAGAGACGCUUCAGAGACUUGCUACUGUACGCUCAAGGGAAGCUAUAUCAUUGAUUGAAAAGCAAACUCAAGCCCUGUUUGGAAGGCCUGAUAUCCGUGUCUCUGAUGAUGGUUCAAUUGAAACCUCCAAUGAUGAAUUGCUUUCACUCACCUUCUCAGGUUUGACCAUGCUAGUUUUGGAAGCUGUUGCUUUUGGAUCAUUCCUCUGGGACAAGGAAAACUAUGUUGAAUCCAAGUACCCUUUUCUUAAUGAGUAG
Sphenostylis stenocarpa is the source of this 1227-nucleotide messenger RNA. The record is from the annotation of a GenBank genome assembly. Lineage: Eukaryota; Viridiplantae; Streptophyta; Magnoliopsida; Fabales; Fabaceae.